Molecule: messenger RNA, 2639 nt
Organism: Engraulis encrasicolus (European anchovy)
Lineage: Eukaryota; Metazoa; Chordata; Actinopteri; Clupeiformes; Engraulidae
Gene: vamp1a
Product: vesicle associated membrane protein 1a
Exons: 5
Coding region: 391-732 (113 amino acids)
Biological process (GO): SNARE complex assembly; vesicle fusion; vesicle-mediated transport
Cellular component (GO): plasma membrane; SNARE complex
Molecular function (GO): syntaxin binding; SNAP receptor activity
Source: RefSeq, a predicted model, not a curated record
GCAAAAACAGCGCAUGAAAUCCGUUAUUCGAUGCUCCUGUCUCAGAUAUUUACAAUAGGAUUUUUCCCAUCACCGCUGCGCUCAUUCUGAGGAUUUUUUUCUCAACCGAAUCAGACCAAAUAUUUUUCAUCUACGCAGCACUUUGGUGACGCUAUUCUGUUCCAUAACCGGUGCGUCUUAACCAUACUGUCCGUCGGUGUUACCUUCACAUAAAUACAUCCUGCGGAAGAAGUUUACCAUCGGAGAGGACCCACCACACAUUUCCCUGGGAUAAUACUCUUCGAGCGACCUCUCUCUCCCCCACCUCUCUCUCUCUCUCUUCCUCUGUCCCUCCCUCCCUCUCUCACGCUCUUUACUGGCGAUUCAGACUAAUAAGCAGUUGCCGCCGAGAUGUCAGCCCCAGAUGCCGGAGCACCUGCAGAGGGGGAGGGGGGAGCACCCGCCGCACCCCCCAACCUGACCAGCAACCGCAGGCUGCAACAGACACAGGCCCAAGUCGAUGAGGUGGUGGACAUCAUGCGAGUGAACGUGGACAAGGUGCUGGAGAGGGACCAGAAGCUGUCUGAGCUGGACGACAGGGCAGACGCACUGCAGGCCGGAGCCUCACAGUUCGAGAGCAGCGCCGCCAAGCUGAAGAACAAAUACUGGUGGAAGAACAUGAAGAUGAUGAUCAUCAUGGGAAUUAUGGGAAUCAUCCUCCUGGGAGUCCUCUUCAUGUACUUCUACUACUGAGCUGGUCUCUCGGUGGCCGAGCACAAGGUUGACCAGCGGCAUCUGAUCGACAGCAGAGCCCGACGGAGCCUUGUGCGACGUCCUCUCACCCUCUUCCUCCCAAAGCUCCUCUCCUCCACUCUUGUCUCUCCCUCUCUCCCUCUCCUCCCUCCCAUCCCUCCCUCCAAACUCUCACCGAUGCCUUCUCAUCACAACAAAGCAGCGCGUAUGGAUGCGGUGCCUCCUCCCACAUCUCUCUCUCUCUCUCUAUCUCUUCUCUUCCUCUCUCAAUCUAUGUGACUACUGUAAAAAAAAGAAGAAAACAAAGAAAAAAAGAAAAGAAAACAAAAGAGCCCCUUCCUCUUUCCUCUAUAUGAUUAGUAAUGUAGUGCCCAGCCCUACGUUUCUUUUUUUAUAUUGUUUUUUGUUUUUGUUUUGGAAUUUUGUUUUUGAUAGAGGAAGUUGGUGUAGAGGUUUGUUUUAGAAAAGGGAAUGCCAUGUGGAUCUCUAUGUACAGCUGUAGAUUCAUAGUUGUCCCCUCUCGAAAGUUACGUGUUGUAAGAAGAAGGCAUGCCAUUGGCUCCUGUGUGUAUACCUGGCCCAAUCCCGUGAGAGAGGGGGAGGGUACAAUAUAAUGACCAGAGCAAACAGACAGAGCCUGGGUGAUAGAGUGGUGAGCGAGAUGACUCGAGAAUCAUUCAGGAUGUCAUUAGCCAAAGCAUACUUCUGAGUGCAAGUAGAAAUGCUCCUGAUCCUGCCCCGGGAGCCUGAGCAAAAUUGAUUUAGUCACAGAGAAAACAACAGGGAAAAAAAACAGUUCAAAAGUUUUAACUGGUUGUCAGUUGAAGUGUUAUCACAUGAUACCAAAUUUGCAUCCCUUUCUCAUUUGAGAGUCAGGAAAAUAAGAGAGGUACGCUAAAUGACAGGUGGGCUAGAUGGGAGAAAUGGUGACUGACGUCAUUCUGUUUAGAUGAGACUUGACACUUUUUGGGGCAUAAAAACAAGAAAGGUUUCAGACAUGUACCACUACUACUCGUAGUUCGUAAUCAUUUUAGUGUUUAGAUUGUCUCAUUCAAUAAAUGAUGGCUUGGACACACACUCUUAAAAACAUAUUCCAAGUAUUGAAAGGGCAUCCCCAGUGUAUUAUUCCAUGGCCACAGUUUCCAGGUAUCCUCCUGCCUACCAGUCAUUAAAAUGAUGGGCAUUGGUUACAGAUAGAGUCUCUUGUUUUGAAUCUUUAUGAAAAGUAGCAUUCUAGCUUCAGGUGUCUGUGUACGUGUGUUUAAUUUGUAAUGUACAGUGUACAGGGCGAAAAGAUAGGUUUGGAUGUUGGGCAAAAUAGCACUGCGUGCCAUAGAGAGUCGUCCCUUUUCGAUUGCGUGUUGUUCAGGACCUAACCAAUGAGUCUUAACUGACCCUCAGAGUGUUCCCUCUCUCCCAUCAAUACUUGGAUUUGGGGUGGCACCCAACGUGUGUGUGUGUGUGUGUCUGUGCUCUGUAUGUGUGUUUGUGAGUUUGUUUGUGUGUGUGUGUGUGUGUCCGUGAAGCUUGCAAAAGGCGACUCUCUAUCACACACAUUCCCUUUUUGCCUCGCUUAAUUGUUCCACACCGAAGUCCACAACUUAUGCAAAUAACUUAUUGUUCGGUUAACAUUAACAGAUGUUAUCUGCAAAAUAUGUUUUUGUGAACAAAAAUGCACGUUCAACAAAGUCAAUUUUAAAGAGAUGGGAAAAAUGCAAAAUGUGAUGAGAACAUGCUGAAGUUAUAUGAAUAUUGCACUCUUAACGGGUUGUCACCAUGCAAUGUGCGACUGAAAAGCCAAUAAGAACACGGAUCAGUUUCGGCUUGAAAGAUUCUUCUGAGAAAGCUGCUAAAUUGUGGUUCUUUAAAAAGCAUGUCUGUUUGCAUAUCAUUCUAAUAAAGUGGUA